Molecule: messenger RNA, 1521 nt
Organism: Trichoderma asperellum CBS 433.97
Lineage: Eukaryota; Fungi; Ascomycota; Sordariomycetes; Hypocreales; Hypocreaceae
Molecular function (GO): protein binding
Source: RefSeq, a predicted model, not a curated record
AUGUCGCUGAAACAGGAAAUCGAGACUUGGGUAGCCGCCCUAGCUCGUUAUGACAACAAUGAGUUCGACGACGCUCUUGGCGAAUUCGAUAAAAUCGGCGAUACGAGCAAGAUUCUCUUUAACAUGGGCGUUAUCCACGCCACAUUGGGCGAGCAUGAGAAAGCUGUCGAGUGUUAUCAGCGAGCCAUCCGACUAGAUCAAUACCUAGCUGUCGCAUACUUCCAGCAGGGUGUUUCAAAUUUUCUGCUGGGAGAUUUUGAAGAGGCUUUGGCAAACUUUAACGAUACGCUGCUGUAUCUGCGAGGUAACAGCGUGAUCGACUAUGCCCAACUUGGCCUCCUUUUCAAGUUAUACUCAUGCGAAGUACUGUUCAAUCGAGGAUUGUGCUACAUCUAUCUGCAGCAGAAAGAGGCUGGAAUGCAGGAUUUGGCGUAUGCCGUUAAGGAGAAGGUCGUGGAAGACCACAACGUCAUCGACGAAGCUAUUCGAGAGGAAGCCGAGGGCUAUACAGUAUUUUCUAUUCCUGUCGGUGUUGUGUAUCGACCAAACGAGGCCAAAGUCCGCAAUUUGAAAACCAAAGAUUAUCUCGGCAAGGCCAGAUUGGUUGCGGCCUCGGACCGAUCCAAUGCAUUUACCGGGUUUGCCGGCUCUGAGAUGAAGAAUUCCAAAACAGAGGCGAAAGACGACCGGCCAACCGAAAAUCUAUCUUUCGCGGCGACAAAUCUGGUCAAGCCCGGCCUUCAAUCCCGGAGACAGCAGUCUGAACCUCCAAACAAUCGUAACAACGCUUUCCCCCCAACUCCCCCCCCUGAAAACGAUCGACCAAGUCGGGGUGCUUCUGUACGGAGCGCUGGACCGAGACCGAAUGUUGGGAAGCUUAGCAUUCAGACGCAAGAGAGCAGCAGGAGAUAUGAGAAGGCAAUGUCUCCGCAAGAUCGAUCGAAACAUUCGCGAUCAGCAUCCGCUAACCCUUCGAGGGGUUUCUCCACCAGAGAACCUCCACGAAGACAAAGAGCUAUUGAGGAAGAGUCCCCAUAUGGCGACGAAGUAUAUGAUAUGUAUGGUGAUGGCGGGCGAGGAAGCAAGCAGUCUCGGUCCAGACAACAGCGAUACGAUGAUGAUGACGAUGGUUCGGACUAUGAUUAUGGAUCCUUUGACGAAGGCGAAUUCGAAAUGGUUUCGAGCGUGCGACGCGGCCCUGGAUCCGUUUCCCGACCUUCCCGCGCGGCAUCGCGACGACCUGAUAUACGGAAGAUCCGUGUCAAGGUUCACUCAGACGAUGUGAGGUAUAUCAUGAUUGGUACAUCCAUCGAGUUUUCGGACUUUGUGGAUCGCAUCAGAGACAAGUUUGGCCUGCGAAGGCGAUUCAAGAUCAAGAUGAAGGACGAAGACGUGCCGGACGACAUGAUUACGAUGGGCGACCAAGAUGACUUGGACGUGGCGAUUCAGAGCGCGAAGAGCCAAGCAAAGAGACAGAGGUUGGAUGUUGGCAAAAUGGAGAUUUGGGUUAUUGAAGUUUAA